CGUCAAAGCAUCAAAAGCGUUCUAACACUCACAUCGAGCGGUCGCGAUCGGUUUAAGGUGUCCAUCUAGCUUAUCGGUUUUACGUGCGCAUCUCACGUAGCAGAUAAGGGAUUUUUCCGUAAUAUCCAUAAUGACAAGUGCCGCCGAAUUGCAAGGCCAAGGCUCCUAUGGAGGAUUCUACUUUGGCUUCUGCACCCUGAUCUCGCACGUUCUUCUGGCGGGGAUCACCGCUGCCAUUGUUUACAAGUGUCUGGUGCUCAAGUUGGUACACACCGCCGGACAUGCCUUCUACUGCACAAUCGCCUUUGUGUUCUUUAUGGGCGAGGCGCUGUUGGUGAGAAAUAGCACAUAUUUGGAGUCCUGGUUGGGUCCUUUGAACCUGAACCGUCUACAUGCUGGCCUGGGUCUGUUGGCAUUCCUGGUCGGAGUCGGCGGGAUCGGCAUCAAGACGUGGCAGAAGCUGGAGCGCAAUCGCGAAGAUCCCAAUGCCACCGUGCGGCACUUCAAGACCAACCACGGCUUCUAUGGUAUUGUUGGCUGUGCUCUUCUGCUGGGCAGCGUUCUCAGCGGUCUUCCGCUGUAUUUCAUCAGCGGGGGCUUCACCUUGAAAACGCUCCAUCGAUUCUUCGGCCUGGCUGGAUUCCUAGCCCUAAUGGUCUCGCAAAUGUUCGGCUACAACACCGGAUUCGGCCGGCGCCAGUGGAAGCCACAUCAACAGAAGCUCUUCAAGUUCUUCACAUUUAUCGCUACAAUUACGACUGCAAAUUACGAAUUUCGCAGAUUUGUACGAGAUAUUGCUGGCUGGGCGACAAAUUAUUUUAUUGGAUCGGAAGCAGCAGAAGCAAGAGAAGAUCUUUGAGGAUAUAGCUAUGAGCGAGUCUUAUUACUCUGGACAAUCAACACAUCAGGGCGUUUUUGGGUAGGCAACCAAUUCUGCGAGAAAGUAUUGAAGAUUUAUUAAUAACUCUCAAAUAGUUAAUGCGGAAAUGAUAAGUACCCCCAACAAGAAUUUACAUUUUUGUUGUGAAUUUUGUUUAUAUAAAGUUCGCAGACGAUUUAAAUAGUAUAAAAACUUUGUUAUCUAGUUAGUGAAGGCUUAAGUUUUGCAUGUCUACUUGACCACCUUAUCAAUGGAAUACAAGAAGCAAAAAUCA
Molecule: messenger RNA, 1154 nt
Organism: Drosophila elegans
Lineage: Eukaryota; Metazoa; Arthropoda; Insecta; Diptera; Drosophilidae
Exons: 3
Coding region: 131-859 (242 amino acids)
Molecular function (GO): transmembrane monodehydroascorbate reductase activity
Source: RefSeq, a predicted model, not a curated record